Entrophospora sp. SA101 is the source of this 2334-nucleotide messenger RNA. Lineage: Eukaryota; Fungi; Glomeromycota; Glomeromycetes; Entrophosporales; Entrophosporaceae. The record is from the annotation of a GenBank genome assembly.
AUGGAUCCAAUCACCCCCAACAAUAUAAUUGAGGAUUGUAAUGGUACUGAGAUUAUAAGGUCUCAAUUGGGCGAUAUCCUUGAUCCAAGUGAAUACGCAGUAGAUGAGAAUGAAAUUGGAAAAUUGAAUGUUAAAAAGGAUACCAAUAUGCUUGCUCGUGCAGCUGUGAUUGGAGAACACAAUGAAAUCGAAAACAUCAAUAUUGCAAGGGACACCAAGGUAGCUGGAUGCUUAAGCAUAACUGGAGAACACAAUGAAAUCAAAAACAUCAACAUUGCAAGGGACACUAAGGCAAUUGGAUGCUUAAACAUAACUGGCGAGCACAAUGAAAUCGAAAACAUCAAUAUUGCAAGGGACACUAAUGCAUUUGGAUGUUUAAGCAUAACUGGAAUUCACAAUGAAAUCGGAAACACAAAUAUUUCAAGGGACACCAAGACGACUGCAUGUGCAAAUAUAGAGGCAAUACACAAUGAAGAAUCAAAUACAAAAGUUACUAGAGACAAUGAGGCAACUGCAUGCUUAAGGAUAACUGGAAUGCGCAAUACAAUUGGGAAUUCUACAAAAACAAGGGAUAAUAAGGCAACCGGAUGCUUAGAAGUGACUGGGAUCCAAAAUAAAAUUGGGAACUCAUCAGAAUCAAGAAACAAUAAGGCAACUAGAUGCACAAGCAUAACUGUAAUGAACAACGAACUUUUUAAUCGCGAAGACUCAAAAAACAACCAAGAGCAUGGUUGCUCAAGCGAAGUUCUAAUCAAUAAUCAAUUAUGUAAUUAUAAAAACACUGAAAAGAAGCCUGGUAUCUCUACUAGUGUCACUGGAACUGGUGUGAGUGCUUUUAACAUGCAUGUAGACAAAUCAUUUGGUCUUGAUAUAGGUGCUAGUGGUCAAGUUUCCUUUUUGAAUGUGAAUCUUGGAACUCGUUUACAACUUGGUAUAGGAUUUGGCUUUGAUCUUGGAAUACCAUUCCUUGGCAGUGAUUCUAAUGAAGGCAAAGACAAUCGUAGUACACGAAAUGGAGAUCAUUCUGGAGGUGAUCAUGGAGGUGGUUCUAAUGAAGGCAAAGAUAAUCCUAAUACACAAAAUGGAGAUUAUGCUGGGGGUGAUCCUAAUGGAGACAUCAAUGAUGACAAUUCUAAUACACAAAAUGGAGAUUAUCCUGGAGGUGAUCAUAAUGAAAACGGCAGAAACAAUCCUAAUACACAAAAUGGAGAUAGUUCUGGAGGUUGUUUUAAUGAAGACAGCCAAGACAAUCCUAAUACACAAAAUGGAGAUUGUUCUGGUGGUGAUUAUGGUGAAAAUGACAGAAACAAUUCUAAUACGCAAAAUGGAGAUAGUUCUGGAGGUGGUUUUAAUGAAGACAGCCAAGACAAUCCUAAUACACAAAAUGGAGAUUGUUCUGGUGGUGGUUAUGGUGAAAACAACAGAAACACUCCUAAUACACAGAAUGGAGAUCGUUUUGGGGGUGAUCAUUGUGAAAGUGACACAAACAAUCCUAAUGGGCAAAAUGGAGAUUGUUCUGGUGGUGAUUAUGGUGAAAACGACAGAAACAAUCCUAAUACACAAAAUGGAGAUCGUUUUGGGGGCGAUCAUUGUGAAAGCGACACAAACAAUCCUAAUACACCAAAUGGAGAUUGUGAUAGGGGUGAUCAUGGUGAAGGUAACAGAGAUACAUCUAAUAUACAAAAUGAGGGCAAUUAUGGCAAUAAUGACAACCCUAAUACACGAAAUGAAGGAGGUUCUGAAAAUGAAAGCAGCUCAAUUGGAAUUUUAAGAGCUGACCAUUUAACUGUUAUUGAUGAAAGUUAUUUGGUUUAUAGCAAUGGAGGAUCGUCAAGUAUUGCCAAUAACAUUCGACCAUCCUCAUUUGGCUUCAAUCAAAGCUCUACAGAAAGGGUUCAAAAUUUUGUUGGGCUUCAUAUUGAAGGUAAUUUGGUUAAUGGUAAUGGAGAAAUGUCGAGUACUGGGAAUCAAGGCACUACAAGUACUUCUGAAGAAAGUUUUUCAGAGGACGCUGAAAAGCACGGUAAUAAUGAUGUUUGCAGCAAUGAACAGAAUAAUAUACACUCACAUUCAUUCUCAAAUUCGGCAUUUGAUAAUGGUAAUGACACCACUUUUACUGCAAACCGCUCUCUUUACACCGCCAGUAAUAUCCAAACAUCCUCAUUUGGCUUCAAUCAAAGUUCUAGACAAGGGGUACAAAGUGAUCAAAACUUUGCUAGACUUCGAGGUGAAGGUACCGGACUGCAUAAUCCUACUAGCUUGAGGGAAGGUAGUAAGUUGAAGAGAAUGAAUUACACAACUGGCAAAAAUAAAGACAAUUGUUUAAUUGUAUAG